AUGGGUCCAUCUUCCAACUUCGACCCAAAUCAGCCCAUUCCUCACAAAUCCCUCGACAACACCUCUCUCAGCCCAUCCCGAGUCAUCCUCAAAGCUCGACCCCAUUGCCCGGCGCAAACUAUCAACAGAAUGUUCCUGCAACGCUCCGCCCUCACUGCGGCUCGCCGCGUCGCCGCCCGACCUGCUGUCGCUCGCACCUUCACCACCUCUUUCGCCCGCCGAGAUGCCGCCCGUCCUGCCACCCCCAACGAGCAGGCCGCUGCUCUUGCUGGCACCGCCGAGAAGAAGGUCGGCUCUUACAAGACUCUGAAGGAGGUCCGAACUGAGGAGGAUCUCUUCGGUCCUGGUGCCGCCCCCGGAACUGUCCCUACCGAUCUCGAGCAGGCCACCGGUAUCGAGCGUCUCGAGAUUCUCGGUAAGAUGGAGGGCGUCGACAUCUUCGACAUGCGCCCUCUCGACGCCAGCCGCCUCGGAACGAUGAAGGAUCCCAUCAUGGUCCGAUCCGCUGGUGAGGAGCAGUUCGCCGGCUGCACUGGUUUCCCCGCCGACUCUCACAGCGUCCACUGGCUCGGCAUCACCCGCGAUCGCCCCAUCGAGCGAUGCCCCGAGUGCGGCAGCGUCUACAAGAUGGACUACGUCGGUCCUGAGGACGAUCACCACCACCACCACCCUCCUGAGUUCGAGGAGCCCAAGACCUUUGCCGAUUACAUCAAGCCCGAGUACCGAUACAAAUAA
Molecule: messenger RNA, 735 nt
Organism: Fusarium proliferatum ET1
Lineage: Eukaryota; Fungi; Ascomycota; Sordariomycetes; Hypocreales; Nectriaceae
Product: putative cytochrome-c oxidase chain IV precursor
Exons: 4
Coding region: 1-735 (244 amino acids)
Biological process (GO): mitochondrial electron transport, cytochrome c to oxygen
Cellular component (GO): mitochondrial envelope
Source: RefSeq, a predicted model, not a curated record